CUUUUUGAGAUUGUUCAAGCACACCUCCCUGAUGCCCAUGGUUUUGCCGAUGAUACGCAAUUAUACCUGUCAUUCAAUCCUAAUAAUCCAGCUCAUCAAACGGAGGCGGUGUCUGGCAUGGAGGGAUGUAUUAGUGACUUGAGGAAAUAG
Molecule: messenger RNA, 150 nt
Organism: Paramuricea clavata
Lineage: Eukaryota; Metazoa; Cnidaria; Anthozoa; Malacalcyonacea; Plexauridae
Source: the annotation of a GenBank genome assembly